AUGGCUCUUCCAACCAACACCUCCACCAUCGUCCAAAACCCCGACCCGCCCCAAACCCACGAUCCAAACCCAGCAAAGCCCGCUCCUCCCACCGCCGCCGCCGCCGACCUCGAAGCCGCCGACGUCGUCGUCCCCUUCGACUACUCCAAGCGGGCCCAGUGGCUCCGGGCCGCGGUCCUCGGGGCCAACGACGGCCUCCUCUCCACGUCAUCCCUCAUGACGGGGAUCGGGGCCGUCCACAGGGACUCCCGGACCAUGCUCGUCGCCGGCCUGGCCGGCCUGGUCGCCGGCGCCUGCAGCAUGGCCACGGGCGAGUUCGUCUCGGUCUGCUCCCAGCGCGACAUCCAGCUGGCACAGCUCGACAGGGAGCUCCGGGCCUCGGCCCUGUCGCGGGCCCAGUACGAGGAGAGGAAGAGGAGGGAGGUUCCGGGCCCGGCCCAGGCCGCGCUCGCGUCGGCCCUGGCGUUCGCCGUGGGGGCCCUGGUGCCGCUGCUCGGGGCCGCGUUUGUGGAGCCGUACGGGUUGAGGAUCGGGCUGGUGGUCGGGUCGGCCAGCCUGGCGCUGGUUGGGUUCGGGUGGCUGGGCGCGGUUCUGGGUGGAUCGCCCGUGGUUCGGUCGUCGGUCAGGGUUUUGGUUGGUGGGUGGUUCGCUAUGGCGGUUACUUACGGGGUUAUCAAGGGUGUUGGUACUACCACUGCUGGGAUUUAG
This is a messenger RNA of Linum tenue, 708 nucleotides long. NCBI's taxonomy places the organism in Eukaryota, Viridiplantae, Streptophyta, Magnoliopsida, Malpighiales, Linaceae. The record is from the annotation of a GenBank genome assembly.